AGCUUACAGGGGCUACAUCAGUAGACUGACUCCGCAUUUUCAACGGCUCAUAAGGGUAGUGCUGUGUAUCGAAUUAGGUUUUGAGGGUCUAACAAUCAUACCAAAAAAGGUCGCAACACUACGACACCUUUGGAUAAAAAAAAAAAAAGAACUGCAGCUUUCGCUAUCAACAACAUGGCUGGCCAAUUUAAGGCCAUUUUGACUUGUUUGUUUACGUUGCUGGCAAUCGUACACACAGUGAGCGGGGGCGAAUAUUGCUGCCCAUAUUUCACGUCAUCUGGCAGUCACAGACGUUCGUUCUACUGUUCCGAGUACUGCUGCGGGACGUCUACCGGUAAAUUCUGUUGUGACUCGUUCUUUAUCAGAUACUCCUCGAGUUAUCCCGAUAGCUUGUUCUGCCCCUUCGCCACCAGGCCACCCACAACAACAGUCCCUACGGUAGGUUCAGGAGAAUAUUGCUGCGCAUAUUACACGUCAUCUGGCAGUUACAGAAGCUCGUUCUACUGUUCCCCGUACUGCUGCGGGACAUCUACCAGUAAAUACUGCUGUGACAGGUAUUAUAACAGAUACUACCCGAGUUAUUCCUAUAGUUCGUUCUGCCCCGAAGCCCCCAGGCCACCCACAACAACAGUUAAUUCAGGAGAAUAUUGCUGCGCAUAUUUCACGACAUCUGGCAGUUACAGAGAUUCCUUCUACUGUUCCAAGUACUGUUGCGGGACAUCUACCAGUAAAUACUGCUGUACCUCGUCCUAUAGCAGAUAUUAUGGGAGUUAUUCCUCUAUUUUAUCGUGCCCCACCCCCUCAAGCAGCAGUACUACAUCAGGCAUCAUAAAUGUUACCGGUGCCAUAGUAGGCUCUGUAGUCGGUUUCAUUGCCCUGUGUGUCAUCAUAGGAGUCGUCAUCUGCUGCGCAACCGGAUGCUGUAGACAAAGGAGAGGAACAGUGACCAGGCCCCCGGGUAACGGCAUAGUAAUGUUGAAUACGCCGCCAACAACGCAAGGUCACCCAGUCGGUUACGGCCCACCACCACCGUAUCCAGGGUAUGGGCCAGAAAUUCCCCCACCGCAGCCGCCAAACACAGAGUUUGGGCCAGGAAUUUCACCACCACAGCCGCCAAACACAGGGUUUGGGCCUGGAAUUCCACCUCCCAAUAACCCAUUUGGACAAGGAUCGCCACCCAAUGCAGAUGCACCACCACUGGAUGCCGCGAAAGGAGCCGGUGAUGAUGCACCCCCUCCCCCAUACCCGGGCACUGACAAUACUUACACCGCACUCCAACGUUAAUUCAUCUGGCGCAGAUAGACUUAAAUGUGAUUUUAUAUACCAGACUGCUUGUUAUGUUUUUUUUAUGUUUGACUAAUUAUUUCGUGUCUGUUCUAAAACUAAAGAUAAAAAGUACCGUGGCCUUGUCUUACCAAAAGUUUUUUAAAAGUAAAUAAUUAGAUGUAAAUUAAUCUAUCCAUGUCGAUUAGUGAGUAUUAAGGUAGGACUUUAAAAUAUGGAGAAAGAUUACUGUGAACUUUUUGAACUUUUUAUCAAAUGAUUUUAAGGUUUUCCUUUUUAUAUAAUGUAUAAGUUACCGAAUUAUGAAUG
Molecule: messenger RNA, 1593 nt
Organism: Lingula anatina
Lineage: Eukaryota; Metazoa; Brachiopoda; Lingulata; Lingulida; Lingulidae
Source: RefSeq, a predicted model, not a curated record